AGAUAGGUGGAAGAACAAAAACUUCUUUUGCUUUCCCUCGCAGGGGAAAUUCUUGUAACCUCCCCUGUUUCUGUUUUUCCCCUGUUUCUAUUUCCCUCGCAGUUCGAAGCUCGCCGAGGCUCUUUUGUAGGUCCUUCGGCCACUCGAAUCUUAAAAUCCUGCUUCUAGAUCACUUGUGAUAUCUGUCUCGAUCGGAAAAAUGAUUUGCUCAGCGAAGCAUUCUCCGGCGGCCUUCGCCUUCAUGCUCUACAAAUCCCCAUCUCUCCGGCCGCGAUCCUGCUCUGCUCUUCCUCCAAUCUCCUCCUCCUCCGAAAACCUCGAUUCCGCCCGUUCUUCCCGAAAACGUCUUUGCCUCACCCCUCUCGGAAGCUUCGGCUUCGGAUCCCGCGAUGGACACGUCCACGCCGCCGAGCCUCGGGGCCUCUCCUUCAAGCGCACGGCCUACGAGGCCAACAGUGCGGAGGGAAUUGCUCUCCCGAGCGAGGACGCGCGCACGGCCUACGAGUCCAACAGUGUGGAGGGCAUUGCUCUCCCGAGCGAGGACGCGCGCCCGGCGGCGGCCCAGAAGCUCAAGAUCGGGAUCUACUUCGCCACCUGGUGGGCUCUCAACGUGGUGUUCAACAUCUACAAUAAGAAGGUCCUCAACGUCUUCCCUUACCCCUGGCUCACCUCCACCCUCUCCCUCGCCGCCGGGUCCCUCAUUAUGCUCAUCUCCUGGGCCUCACGGGUCGCCGAAGCCCCCAAGAUCGAUCCCGAAUUCGUGAAAGCCCUCGCUCCGGUGGCGGUGGCGCAUACCAUUGGACAUGUGGCGGCGACGGUGAGCAUGUCGAAGGUGGCGGUGUCGUUCACUCACAUAAUCAAGAGCGGGGAGCCGGCAUUCAGUGUGUUGGUGUCGAGGUUUUUGUUAGGGGAGAGGUUCCCGGUUCCAGUGUAUAUGUCGCUGGUGCCGAUCAUCGGCGGUUGUGCUCUGGCCGCCGUGACGGAGCUCAACUUUAAUAUGACCGGUUUUAUGGGUGCAAUGAUAUCAAACCUUGCAUUUGUUUUCCGAAACAUAUUUUCAAAAAGAGGGAUGAAGGGGAAGUCAGUUAGUGGAAUGAACUAUUAUGCCUGUCUCUCCAUUCUGUCUCUGUUGAUACUCACACCAUUUGCAAUUGCCGUGGAGGGUCCGCAGAUGUGGGCUGCUGGUUGGCAGAUGGCUAUCUCACAGAUUGGUCCCCAUUUUGUCUGGUGGGUAGCAGCUCAGAGCAUCUUCUACCACCUGUAUAACCAGGUCUCCUACAUGUCACUAGAUGAAAUUUCUCCCUUGACAUUUAGCGUUGGUAACACAAUGAAGCGGAUAUCUGUGAUUGUCUCUUCCAUCAUAAUUUUCCAUACUCCUAUCCAACCCAUCAAUGCCCUUGGAGCUGCGAUCGCGAUUUUUGGAACUUUCUUUUAUUCUCAGGCUAAGCAGUGAAAGCUUCAACUAUUUAGAGGAUCCUGUCACUAGAUUGGUUUUCCAUUUAUUGUUCCUGAGUACCUUGUGCGGAGAUCAAUUUUGAACAGGCAGCAGCAUUAGCAGCAGCAGCAGCCCAUUGUAGAUAUACGAUCUAUGGAGAGUAACUAUAAUUAGUAGAAUAAGUUUGAUGUUCCGGUACCAUGAGAGUAGCCGAUCGUCAUGCAAAGAUGUUUGCAUUAGGAGUUAUGUAGCAUGGUAGCUUGAGAUAUAUUGGUACUGUACUGUUCUUUUUGCACCAUCUCUUUCCAAUCCACUGUGUAUGAUUCCUUUUCUCUGUAAUGAAAGGGCAAGUUGGAAUGUUGGCCGUUGGCAUGUACAUGCCUGAUUGCAGUAUACAGUUCCUGGAUUGGGACAAA
Messenger RNA from Phoenix dactylifera (date palm), 1851 nucleotides. Its product is annotated as glucose-6-phosphate/phosphate translocator 2, chloroplastic-like. Gene Ontology annotation, cellular component: membrane. Gene Ontology annotation, biological process: transmembrane transport. Lineage: Eukaryota; Viridiplantae; Streptophyta; Magnoliopsida; Arecales; Arecaceae. The record is from RefSeq and is a predicted model, not a curated record. Gene Ontology annotation, molecular function: transmembrane transporter activity.